Lacerta agilis (Sand lizard) is the source of this 733-nucleotide messenger RNA. It is a transcript of the gene SNCA, whose product is annotated as synuclein alpha. Gene Ontology annotation, biological process: synapse organization; synaptic vesicle endocytosis; chemical synaptic transmission. Gene Ontology annotation, cellular component: axon terminus; cytoplasm; neuronal cell body. Lineage: Eukaryota; Metazoa; Chordata; Lepidosauria; Squamata; Lacertidae. Gene Ontology annotation, molecular function: cuprous ion binding. The record is from RefSeq and is a predicted model, not a curated record.
UGGAUAUUGUCAUUUUUUAGCCAUGGAUGUAUUCAUGAAAGGAUUUAACAGAGCCAAGGAAGGAGUUGUGGCGGCAGCAGAGAAGACCAAGCAGGGCAUGGCGGAAGCGGCAGAAACGAAAGAAGGAGUUCUCUAUGUAGGUUCGAAGACCAGGGACGGAGUUGUUCAUGGGGUUACAACAGUGGCAGAGAAAACUAAAGAGGGGGUGUCAAACAUGGGAGGAGCUGUAGUGACUGGCGUCACAGCCGUGGCACAUAAGACGGUGGAAGGUGCCGGAAAUAUUGCCGCUGCCACUGGCUUUGUCAAGAAGGACCAGUUGGCCAAACAGAAUGAAGAAGGCCUCCCACAGGAAGGAAUGAUGGAUAACACAGACAUGCCAGCAGAUCCAGAAAACGAGGCCUACGAAAUGCCUCCUGAGGAAGAAUACCAGGAUUAUGAACCUGAGGCUUGAAUUCAACUCUCUUCCUUCUGUUAGCUGCUGGCAAAGACACCCUGUCCUGUACAAGUGCUGAGUUCCAAUGUGCCCAGUCGUGAACUACUUUUUAUAGUUUGUACAGUGUCUUUUGAAGUCUUCCAUCAGCAAUGAUCGGAGCAUCUGUAACUGCGUCCAGUUUUCGUUUCAGCGACCAACCUCCCUCUGAAACGAAGGCCUGGGUCUCAGAGCCAUUGUUGUUGUCUGGAUAUUGUGGCUUCAAGUUCUAAAAAGUCAGAAAGCAGUUUUUUAAAAUGAAAU